AUGGAGGAGUUUGGAAGGCACGUUGGCAAUGUCAUCACAAUCCAGCGAUAUGCUCGUGGCUUUCUGGUGCGACUUCGCAUGUGGAGACAAGCAGUUCGUGCUGAAGAGGAGCUGUGGGCGACCCUGGAGAUCCAGCGUGUGUGGCGUGGGUAUUUGGGCCGCGUGAAGUGGGAGGCCAAAUAUGAGGAGGUUUGGCAGAAGGAAAUGGCUGCCGCCAUGAUCGAGAGAAACAUCCGCGGUUGGCUAGCACGCGCUAAGGUGGGACGCAUGCGCCGCAGAAUCGCGCGCGCCGAGUUUGAGCGUGCCCGCAGGCGAUUCCGAGCAGCGCAGCAGAUCCAGGCGCUGGUGCGUGGAGUUCUGGUACGCCUACGGUUUGUGCGGCGAUAUAUCAGAUCCAGAACAGCCGCUGUGCGCAUCCAAAGAGUAGCCAGGGGCCAUGCGCUAAGAAAGCGCUUGUGGCAGCAGGUGAAAGUACAGAAGGCCACCUACAUCGAGGCUCAUGCGAGAGGCUUCCUCGUAAAGCGACGUCGGCUUCACCUGAUUGCCAAGGUGAUGUGCAUCCAGCGUGUGUGGAGGAGAUUUCAUGAGAAGCCACCAGAAGAGCGAGAUGCUGCUGUAGCCCUCAUGAAGGAGCGCAAGGAGCAGGCAGCGAAGAUCCAGAAAGCUUUCCGGAAGCACGCCGAAAAGAAGGAAGUUCAGCGGAUCCAGGAAGCUGACGCGACCGUGAGGCCUUGA
This is a messenger RNA of Symbiodinium natans, 735 nucleotides long. Lineage: Eukaryota; Dinophyceae; Suessiales; Symbiodiniaceae. The record is from the annotation of a GenBank genome assembly.